Molecule: messenger RNA, 1365 nt
Organism: Priceomyces carsonii
Lineage: Eukaryota; Fungi; Ascomycota; Pichiomycetes; Serinales; Debaryomycetaceae
Exons: 1
Coding region: 1-1365 (454 amino acids)
Biological process (GO): protein refolding
Cellular component (GO): cytosol; cytoplasm; nucleus
Molecular function (GO): Hsp70 protein binding
Source: RefSeq, a predicted model, not a curated record
AUGGGAUCUGACUUAUACGAAAUUCUUGAGAUCGAAUCGAGCGCAUCGAGCUCAGAGAUUAAGAGGGCUUAUAGGAAAUUGGCCUUGAAAUUCCAUCCAGACAAAGUAACGGAAGGAGAUAGGGAGACUGCUGAGAGCAGAUUUAAAGAAAUUAGCCAUGCUUAUGAAGUUCUCAUUGACGAAGUAAAGAGAGAAGAGUAUGACCUAUAUGGAACCACUGGUGAUAAGGGCCCCUAUAGUGAAGGCUUUUCAGGGAAUCCCUUCGAAAACUUCUAUGGUGGCCAUCAAAGUGGACAGGAAUUUGACGCUAACGAUUUUUAUCAAUUUUUCAAUGGCAUGAAUGGCAGCGGACAACAAUAUAGAGAUCACAAUAGUGGACGCUCAGCAGCUUCUAGAACAGAUGAUGCGAGACUUGAGAUAGAGGUAACACUAGAAGAUCUAUACAAGGGGAAAAUAGUCAGAACAACUUCAACUAGAGAUAUAAUAUGUGACCAUUGCAAAGGAACUGGCGCCAAAAAAAAUGCAUUAUCAAAGAAGUGCUCAGCAUGUGAGGGUAAUGGCUACGUAACUCGAAUAAGAAGAAUAGGUGCGGGAUUGGUAACUCAGGAGCAUGUUAAGUGUGAGAAAUGUGAUGCAUCUGGAGUCAUAUAUCGACCAAAAGACAAAUGCAAAAAGUGCAAAGGCAAGAAAGUUGUAGAAGAGACCAAAAUUCUCGAAUUCGAGAUUCUCAAGGGUUCUAAAAGUAAUGAGUCGAUCAUAUUAAAAGGGGAAUCAGAUCAGUAUCCUGGAAUGGUUACUGGAGAUGUUAUUUUGACUUUUAAAUGUACGGAUCAUCCUGUUUUCUCCAGAAAAGGCGAUGACUUAUUUACAAAAUAUAAAAUUCCCCUUGUUGAUGCACUAUGUGGAUUUUCAAGAGUACUAGUAAAACAUUUAGACGGUAGAGGAAUAUUUGUCUCCACUCCCAAAGGGAAAGUGAUCAGACCAUCUGAUUUUAUAAGAAUAAAAAACGAAGGCAUGCCUAUUAAAGUGAAUGAUAGUUCAAGCUGGUUCAGAGGAUCUCAAUCCAGAAGAGGUGAUUUAUAUAUUGAAAUUGAUAUAGAAUUUCCUCAAGAUAGCUGGUACUUAGAGAAAAACGAUAUCUCCAAGAUCAAAAACCUUUUACCCAAUAAAUUGUUAAAUAAGAGGGAUGCAGAGAAACAAUUAAUAAAUGAAGAAUCCUUACCUGAGGCGAACAUCGAUGUGAUAACAGAUUUUACAAUAGCUCGCCCCGAGACUUUACCCGAUUAUGAUGUUCCAGAAAACGAGGAGGAAAGCUACACUCGACAUGAAGAUAUUCCGGCUCAGCCUGAAUGUAAUCCCCAAUGA